This is a messenger RNA of Lasiodiplodia theobromae, 2310 nucleotides long. RefSeq lists its product as uncharacterized. NCBI's taxonomy places the organism in Eukaryota, Fungi, Ascomycota, Dothideomycetes, Botryosphaeriales, Botryosphaeriaceae. The record is from RefSeq and is a predicted model, not a curated record. The transcript has 3 exons. Bases 1 to 2310 code for a protein of 769 amino acids.
AUGUCCAUAUCAGACACGACACCGCCCACAACCCAAGCAGCCAAGACUACCGUGUCCUCGACCUCUCUGGCGGCCGAGGAUGAAGAGGAGCUGCGCAAGUUAGACCAAGUCUUCAAACGCAUCCGCACCAACAUCCCCGACGCCCCGUACAUCAUCACCGUCCCGUGUGCUGAGCCGCGCUACCACCACUGGUCGCGGGAGCAGGCCGAGAGCUGGUGUCGGAACACCCCGUUCGAUCCGAGUGAGGAGCGCCUCCAGUACAUGAGCUUCCUAUACCGUGACCACGCCGACAGCUGUUUCGUGUGCCGUACCGAAGUCGAUGAGGAGAGGGAUCGCCGCGCCGCCAUGAAGACCAAGAGCGCUCCGAGCGGCACGAGCACACCGCGCAGUGAUGUGCCCAAGAAGAAGAUUUCGCUGGCAGCCUACAGCAAAAGUAAGCAGGCAAAUGGUCUGCCGCCAAAACCAGGCUCGAGCCAGGAGCAGUCGAAGAAGGAUACCGCCGUCAACGAGUCGAGGGGCUUGCCAGACAAGCCUGUCGGUGCGCACAAGUCUGCGAAGAGGGAUGAUCUUAGCUUUGCCAUGUCCGAGACAGAGGAAGAAAAACCCUUGACGGUGAAGAAAAACCGGUCUACCCCGCCACCGACAAAGAACUCGCGAAACGCCGACAACAAUGGCCUGCCGCCCCUUAUCUCCCCUAUUACAUCUCCGAAUACGACGGGCUUACCACCGUUGCUUUCCCCAACACUUCCCGACGUCAUUGAAGCCGAACUCGAGAAGCUCGCCGAACGACACAAAAGGAAUAGUUCCAGCACAUCUAUCUCAUCAGAACACAAGUCUGGCACGCCAUUGCUAGGUCCUGAAAUCAAGGCGAACCAGUCCUCCACCCCUUCGAAAACAACUUCUCGGGCAGCAGAGAAGAGACCUCCGAAUUCCAAAGCGGACGAGCCCGAUCACAAAUUACCUACCAAGCAUGCACGAGUACCUUCGCAGACAAGUGCCAGCAUGGCCAAGCCACCCCAGGACAAGCCGCGGAAGCUUAUUGUGAAGCUUAAGUAUGGCAGGAAACGGAGACAAGAUGUUGAGCGUUGCCUCAAACUACCACCUGGGCGGAAAGCGCGCCAGAAGGAACCAGAAUUACCACAUGAAGACUCGCAGGAGCCGGAAAGAAUACGGAAAGUGGAUAGUUCUUCCAGGAACAAAGAAUUGCCAAGCAAGGAUGGCUCGCGGAAAUCGGGUCUGCUAAGCGCCAUGGAUGGAAAGGAUAACAAAGCGCGGCACGUAGCAGAAAAGCGCCCCCGCGCUGCAGAGGAUUCUUCUGUAGACGCCCCUCCUCCAAAGAGACCGCGAGCACCUUCCAAUCUGGAUCUGGACAAAAAGCCACGGACACCGGUACCACCAUCAACUCAAUCACCGUCUCUUCCCAACAAGCCCAGCCAGAAAUCUCAGUACCUCACACCACGAAAAGAGGCCAAGUCGAUUGGCAUGAUACGUACCGUCUCAAACGAUAGCAACGGUGUGACAAGCACUCCAGCCCAGACAGCCGAUACGCCGAGUGAUGCGAAAGGCCCGACAUCUAGUAUCAACGGCAGGCCUGGUGAGGCUCAGAUUUGGACAACACACUCUCGCAAGCUCAACGAGCUUGGUCGGCGCCUCAAGCACGAAUCACAAUCAUUAUGUGAUCCCAGGAACCAACCUUCGCUUAAGGACCGUAAGCGAGGUGCGGUGAUGAGCGUAGAGUGCAUCCUCUCAUAUAUGGCGGCAUAUUAUGCCUCGGACUACAAAUCCCACCUUUCCCAUCACCCAACCGAUCUCAAUGCUAGCUGGCGAACUCUCUUCCCUCUCUUCCGCUUCUUCAAGAACAACUGCCAAGAAUUCCCGCAUCUCGAAGGGCUGCGCCUUCAGCUUGGGGCCAUCAUUUGCGCCCGCAUUACCACGUUAGUUGCGCAGCGUCCUCCUCAGCCGGGAGAUAGCGGCGACAAGAACGCCUUCACAACCGAAAAAGCCCUCUCAACGAUGAGCGAGUACAUCCAAAACAUGACGACAUUGGUUGCCGAGUCUCGAUCGAAGCUGCCCUUCGAGGAUCUCAUCUCCAACUAUCCCAAGACAUGGAAUGGCCGGGCGAGGGGUGUUGAUGUCGAGAGCGAUCCUAGAAGCUGGGAGAAGUUGGAGCUCGGCAGCUUAGAGGGCAACUACAACCUCCCGCUUGGGCCAGAUACGUCCCCCAUUCAAGCCGUGCGAAUGGGAAUCAUUUUCCUCAACGAAUGGAUGAAUAGGGAAAAUGUCGAUUACAAGUUGCAAAUCAAAUUGUGA